AUGAGAUUCCUGGUCAAGUUUCGCAAAUCCCUUCUAGGGGAGUUCUGUGCUAGUAUAUUUGCACGCUUCCACAGACGACCCAGUGACGACCAGGUUGACUUUCAGCAAGGGCGAUAUAUUUUCCCAGCGGAAAGCGAUCCACAUGAAGCAACGGCUCUCGGAUUCCCUUCUCGCUGCUCCCUACCGCCAGAGCAAUAUAAUGCAGUCUGUCGCGAGCUUGCGGAACUGGCAGCUGCAAUAACCGAGUUUGAACCCGUUCGAAUCUACGUGCGGCCCGAAGAUACGCCUUGGGCAGAGACCGUGUUGAAAGAGAGCAUCAAAGACGGGUCGAAAGUAACUCUCACUCCAUGUCCCAUCAACCACUGCUGGGUACGCGAUACCGGUCCAGUAUACGUUCACAAUGCGACGGGGACGCACCCAAAAAGAAGAUUUGCGUUGAACUUUCAAUUCAAUGAGUGGGGUGGCAAGAAGCCCAUGAAUGAUGGGAAGUGUUGGGGUCAACAAUGGCCAUUGAUGGACGACAAGACACUGCAAGAGAAUACUGAUUUCGCGCGGUGGGUCAUUGAACAUGACACCAAUCCGUCACCCGUUACCUGCAUCGAUGCUCCCAUUCGCCUUGAGGGCGGCGCACUUGUAACAGACGGAGAAGGAACUCUACUCAUCACCGAGAGUAGCAUCAUAUGUGAAGCCCGUAACCCUGGCAUGUCGAAGUCAGAGAUUGAGGCCGAGCUGAAACGACUACUGGGCGUUGAGAAAGUGAUUUGGUUCCCAGGGCGCCGGAACAUGGACAUCACCGACGCACACAUGGAUGCGGAAGCCAGGUUUGUGCGGCCCGGAGUCAUCGUCAUCACGAGACCCCACGAGGGUGAGAUCAACAUGUGGAACGAGAUGUCAGCAGAGAUCCACGAGAUUCUGAACCGCGAAACCGACGCCAAGGGGCGACGCAUGGAGAUCCACAGCAUCGACGAACCUGACCCACGAGACUUGGUCAAAAACCCCGAUGACGAGCUCAUUACUUCCUACGUCAACUUCAUUUUUGUGAACGGUGGUGUAAUUAUUCCCAAAUAUGGCGAAGAUGUGAAGGAUCAGCAAGCGCUCCAGACUUUACAGAUGUUGAUGCCGGAGCGUGUCGUCCGACAGGUCUAUACCAACGCCAUUCCUCUUACUGGCGGAGUGCUGCAUUGCGUCACCCAGCAGGUUCCUGUGGCAAAGUGGUUGUCUAAUAGAAACUUGAUUGAAUGUUCUGGGCCCUAUGCUUAG
Penicillium atrosanguineum is the source of this 1260-nucleotide messenger RNA. Its product is annotated as agmatine deiminase family protein. Lineage: Eukaryota; Fungi; Ascomycota; Eurotiomycetes; Eurotiales; Aspergillaceae. Gene Ontology annotation, biological process: putrescine biosynthetic process. The record is from RefSeq and is a predicted model, not a curated record. The coding region runs from base 1 to 1260 and encodes 419 amino acids. Gene Ontology annotation, molecular function: protein-arginine deiminase activity; agmatine deiminase activity. The transcript has a single exon.